GCUACCUUUAAGCAAUUACUACGCAGCAGAGAACUAUAUUGAUUUUUUUUUAUGUUACAAAUUCCGAGACUAUAAAAUGCUUCUAUUCAUUUUCAACUUUAUGCAAUGAAUAUUCUAACUCUCUAUUAUGUUUGACUUCGUCACACUAUUUGAUAUUUGAAACUCGAUAUUUCGCGCAAGCACAAGGGAGAAGGUAUGUGACACGGUGUAAGGCGAAAGAAGAAGAUGAGGAGAAAUACGACUAAAUAACUUAACCAUUUUGUUACUCUGAAGAGGAUCGGGUCAUCCUUUGGAGAUCAUUGUUUAGCGUUCAUAUCUGCUUCUUGCAUGAGAUUUGAUUAUAGACAAAAUCUCACGUGGAACCCUAGGGAAAUCGUGCGGGGUGGCCUAACGUUAUCCUCUCCGAGUCGGACAAAAUCGACUCAAAUUUUUUAGGGAUUGAAUAUAAACGUACCUCAAGAUGUCGAUGCCACCCAAGAAGGGAAAAGACACAAAGAUGCGCAUUCGGGCUUUCCCGAUGACCAUGGAUGAAAAAUAUGUUAACAAUAUUUGGGCAUUGUUGAAAAAUGCAAUUCAAGAGAUACAGAAAAAGAACAAUAGCGGACUUAGCUUUGAGGAGUUAUACCGCAAUGCAUAUACCAUGGUGCUACACAAACAUGGGGAAAAAUUGUACACUGGCUUAAGAGAAGUUGUGUCUGAACAUUUAGUAAAUAAGGUGAGAGGUGAUGUAGAACAGGCGCUGAAUAACAAUUUCCUACAGACUCUGAACAGUGCUUGGAAUGACCACCAGACCUCUAUGGUUAUGAUCAGAGAUAUCCUCAUGUAUAUGGACAGAGUUUAUGUGCAACAAAAUGGAGUUGACAAUGUCUACAAUCUUGGGUUAAUAAUCUUCCGUGACCAAGUGGUACGCUGUCCAGUGAUUCGAGAUCAUCUGCGACAGACACUGCUAGAGAUGGUGGCCAGAGAGAGAAAGGGGGAGGUAGUAGACAGGUCAGCAGUGAAGAAUGCGUGUCAGAUGCUGAUGGUGUUGGGUAUAGACUCCAGGACUGUGUAUGAGGAGGACUUCGAGAGGCCUUUCUUGGAACAGUCUGCAGACUUCUACAGGCUUGAAAGUCAGAAGUUUCUUGGAGAGAACAGUGCGUCUGUGUAUAUAAAGAAAGUGGAGGCUCGAAUCAAUGAAGAGGCAGAGAGAGCAAGACACUACUUGGACAAAUCCACAGAGGAACAUGUCGUCAAGGUGUUAGAAGAUGAACUGAUCUGUCAACAUAUGAAGACAAUAGUGGACAUGGAGAACUCUGGAGUGGUUCAUAUGCUCAAAAAUAAUAAAACAGAAGAUUUGGCAUGUAUGUACAAACUUUUCAUUAGAGUCCCCAGUGGACUGAAAACAAUGUGUGAUUGUAUCAGCUCCUACCUACGAGAGAAGGGAAAGGCCUUGGUACAGGAUGAAGAUAAAAAUGCCAUCACAUACAUACAGAGUCUGCUUGAUCUCAAGGACAGGUUUGAUCACUUCCUGUAUGAGUCUUUCAGUGAAGACAGGGAGUUUAAGAAAAUGAUAUCUGGUGAUUUUGAAUACUUCAUCAAUCUCAACUCCAAAUCUCCAGAAUAUUUGUCAUUAUUUAUAGAUGAUAAACUGAAGAAGGGUGUCAAAGGGAUGUCAGAGCAGGAAAUAGAACAAGUGUUAGACAAAAGCAUGGUCCUGUUUAGGUUUUUGCAAGAGAAGGACGUCUUUGAGCGUUAUUACAAACAACACUUGGCCAAACGUCUUCUGCUCAACAAGAGUGUGUCUGACGACUCCGAGAAGAACAUGAUUUCUAAACUGAAGACUGAGUGUGGUUGUCAGUUCACAUCCAAGCUGGAGGGAAUGUUUAAGGACAUGACGGUGUCCAACACUACCAUGGAUGAAUUCAAAGGACAGGUACAGACAUCCAAUACACAUCUCCAUGGCGUUGACCUGUUUGUGAGAGUGUUAACCACAGGGUUCUGGCCCACACAGUCCGCCACACCCAAGUGUAACAUUCCCCAGGCACCAAGGAUGGCCUUCGAAGCUUUUAGAAGGUUUUACCUUGGCAAACACAGUGGCCGCCAGCUGUCCUUACAGCCCAACCUGGGCUCUGCUGACCUGAACGCCACCUUCUAUGGCAGUAAGAAAGAGGAGGCAGAGGCCAGUGGUGCCAGCAGUGCGUCCAAGGGGGGCCCCAGGAAGCACAUCAUUCAGGUGUCUACAUACCAGAUGUGUGUCCUGAUGCUGUUCAACAACACAGACAGGUGGACAUAUGAGAGGCAUCUCAUGUGUUUAGUGUGAAUGACCAGUUCACAUCCAAGCUGUUUAGGGUGAAGAUCCAGACAGUUGCUGCCAAAGGGGAAUCAGAACCAGAAAGGAAAGAAACGAGGAGCAAAGUUGAUGAAGACAGAAAACAUGAAAUAGAAGCUGCUAUAGUCCGGGUGAUGAAGGCCAGGAAGCGGAUGCAACACAACGUCCUGGUAUCUGAGGUAACAGAACAGUUAAAAGUACGGUUUCUUCCUAGUCCAGUGGUGAUCAAGAAGAGGAUAGAAGGUCUUAUAGAGAGAGAAUAUCUAGCCAGGACACCAGAAGAUAGAAAAAUUUACAAUUACGUGGCAUAGGGAAAUGCCGUAGCUUACAGACUAUGGAAUUGUAAUGUGACAGUGUCACAGACAGACUUCAGUGCUCAUAAGACACUUCUCAUCAAAGAAGAGGAGCAACAGCAAGAGAUAAUUUUGUUUUAUUCUGGGUCAUCCCCCAGCAUUUGGACAUAAAGUCUGGAACUGGUGGAUACAUUCUGUUUGUUGGUGUUGACAUCAUUACAUCACUGACUGACAAGUGGAUUAAUGCGGUUUCCAUUUAGAAAUUCGUCUUUGGUGGAACUGAAGUUAUAUGGACUGUUAUUGUGAAGGGGUCAUUGUUUCCAGUGUUAGAGAGAGUUCUUAAUUUAUUUCCUUACAAACCUCUCUUGUUGCCAGAGAGCAGCUAGCAAAUGGCAGCUCUGCCUCCAGGUGAAUUUGUUUGGGGAGUUGCAGACAUGGUGAUGAUGUUCCACAUGUGCAGCCCUUUAAAAUGAUAUGGCGAAUUGUGCCGCCCAACCUGUCAAUCAUAUACAGAGUAAUUUAGCUGCCAGUUGCCAUCUUUGCUGUCGUUAUUUCUUUUUGCAUGCUGCAAAUCAGACCAGGCCGGCCUAGGAAAUCUUACUUAAAGUGUCUACACUUAAAGUCUGUUAAAUCUUGCCUCCUCACUUGUUAAUGAAUGCAAGGCCAAUGGUUGUUUGACCAAAGGAAGUGUUACAUAUGCUUAUCUUCAUGAACACUGGGUUGAGAUUGGCUUCCUAUGCCUGAACUUCAGCAAUUGCUUGUGCUUUGCUCCGUAAGGAUGUUGACAGUGCCAUUUGAUUCUGAAGCAGUGAAGACAAUUUUCUCAUGGCAGGGUGCCAUGUGGGAUUUGAAAAAAAGAGCCCCAUAUAAAUAUAUAUAAAUGUGUAUAUUUUUUGGGGGAAAUUUACAUGUGCAUUUUAUUUCAUGUGUAGAUCA
Molecule: messenger RNA, 3540 nt
Organism: Lingula anatina
Lineage: Eukaryota; Metazoa; Brachiopoda; Lingulata; Lingulida; Lingulidae
Product: cullin-3-A
Biological process (GO): ubiquitin-dependent protein catabolic process
Cellular component (GO): cullin-RING ubiquitin ligase complex
Molecular function (GO): ubiquitin protein ligase binding
Source: RefSeq, a predicted model, not a curated record